Coniophora puteana RWD-64-598 SS2 is the source of this 378-nucleotide messenger RNA. RefSeq names its product plant expansin. The transcript is spliced from 4 exons. Lineage: Eukaryota; Fungi; Basidiomycota; Agaricomycetes; Boletales; Coniophoraceae. Bases 1 to 378 code for a protein of 125 amino acids. The record is from RefSeq and is a predicted model, not a curated record.
AUGCGUGCCUCAUUAACCUCUCUUCUUGCCCUCGCCAUCGUCGUCGGUCUCACUGCCGCUGCCCCCGCUGAGGAAGCGAAACUGCAGCGUCGCUUCACAGACCAGCGUAUGACCUACUAUUACCCCGGCGUUGGCGCGUGCGGAUACACCAACACGGACACCCAAUAUGUUGUCGCUUUGAACCCUACGGAUUACGCCAACGGAGCAAACUGCAACAGGUCCCUCACUAUCACGUACCAGGGCAACUCUGCGAUUGCGACUGCCGUUGACUUGUGCCCAGGAUGCGCGGCAGAUGGGCUGGAUUUAUCUCCAAGCCUCUUCGAGGUCUUUGCUGACCUUAGUGUCGGUGUCAUCUACGCUGACUGGAGCUGGGACUAA